Messenger RNA from Clarias gariepinus (North African catfish), 4996 nucleotides. It is a transcript of the gene spred1, whose product is annotated as sprouty related EVH1 domain containing 1. Gene Ontology annotation, cellular component: membrane. Gene Ontology annotation, molecular function: protein kinase binding. The transcript has 6 exons. NCBI's taxonomy places the organism in Eukaryota, Metazoa, Chordata, Actinopteri, Siluriformes, Clariidae. Gene Ontology annotation, biological process: multicellular organism development; negative regulation of MAPK cascade. Bases 674 to 1912 code for a protein of 412 amino acids. The record is from RefSeq and is a predicted model, not a curated record.
GAGAGGCGCAGUGCGGUCAAAGCUUCCGCCCAGUUUUCCGAUGCGCGACGGCCGAGUUGAAAAUGGAGUUCGUGCAGAGAAAGCAGAUCCUCUGAACUUCCACAGCGCUCUUGGUUUCUGCGUUAUUCUUAUCGCGUGUAUUUAUUUUCCUGAGACAGUCCGUUUCUAAUACACGUAUUAGUCUUUGCGUCGGAACAAUUUCCGAGUGCUCUAGAUAGAGAAAGCUGCACACAGAGGCGCUGGUGUUCACUGUUUUCCCAGUGUUGAAAGUUACCGAGAGGGAGUAGCUCGGUCCGGGCACUAAAUCCAACCAAAACAGAGCGAUUUAUUUUUAUUUUCGUGUGUGCACUCAUUGGUUUGAGACAAUCGUGGAAUUUGGGACUGAUCAGAGAAAAGGACGUUGAGGAUGAACACUCGGUUGCAGAUGGAUUUUAUUCAUUGGGAAGCUCCGAGCCAGCGGCCGCGGCUCCCGUUCUCCUUCUUCUGAACUGGCUUACGGGGAGCUGCGGAGCUCAGCUAUGCCCCGCCGUCACGGCUUACUCUCGCUGUUUUGUCACUAACUACGUUUCGACUAAAUAAAUGCGAACCAAAAUGGUGAUUUUUGCGCUUUAUUUCCUCGCCUUGACCGCGUCGUCGAUGCUAUUUGCAGGAUUUGGAUCCCCAUGAGGAAAAAAUGAGCGAAGAACCGACAAAUCCAAAUAACGAUGACAGUUAUGCGCGUGUGAGAGCAGUGGUCAUGACUCGCGAUGACUCCAGCGGUGGAUGGCUGCCUCUGGGAGGCGGAGGCCUCAGCUGCGUGUCGGUCCACAAAGUUAGUCGUCCGGACUUGGAUAGCCCCAACGGUGUGGAUUAUCUCAUCCAGGGGGAGCGACUCAAAGACAAGUUGAUUGUGCUGGAGUGCAUUAUAAAGAGAGACCUUGUCUACAACAAAGUCAACCCUAUCUUCCACCAUUGGAGAAUCGACAACAAGAAGUUCGGCCUGACUUUCCAGAGUCCAGCCGAUGCCAGAGCUUUUGACCGAGGGAUACGGCGAGCCCUGGAGGACAUAAAGCAAGGCUGUCCGGUGUACAGUGACUCAGAGGUUCCUGAAGAUGGAUUACAGGUUAACCAGGAACCUUCCUCAAUCUGCACGCCCAUCAGAGAGCCGUUCUCCCCACAUGGCAGAGUGGUGUCCACCGAGCCUUUCCGCAGCUGUUAUGUGCGUGCUCAGCCGUUUGAGGAGUUCCACAGCCCCAGUCACCGCUAUCUGCCCCCGCAGGUCCCUUUCUCCUCAACACGCCACGUGAGCUUUCACAUGGACGACGAAGAGGUCGUUCGGAUCAACCCCCGCAAGGACGUCCUCAUCCGCGGUUAUGAGGACUACAGGCACCCGGUCAUGUGGAAGCAGGACACAGAGCGUGACGAUGCUGAUUUCUCCACCACGUUCACCAAAGUGGACAGCAAGAAAAGUGAGUAUUCGUUUCUGGAAGGCUCCGAGCAUCGCACAGGCACCAAGGACUCGAUUAAAACUCAGCAGCCUUCGCCUUUACUAAAGUCUAAGAAAUCUCGGAGACGGCGGGAGGACGGUGAGCGGUCGCGCUGCAUAUAUUGCCGUGAGAUGUUCAACCAUGAGGAGAACCGACGUGGAGAGUGCCAGGAUGCACCAGACCCUAUCAAACAGUGCAUCUACAAGGUGAGCUGCAUGCUGUGCGCGGAGAGCAUGCUCUACCACUGCAUGUCCGACUCGGAGGGCGACUUCUCGGACCCAUGCUCGUGCGACUCCAGUGAAGAGCAGUUCUGUGUGCGCUGGCUGGCACUUCUCGGCCUCUCCAUCAUAGCACCCUGCAUGUGCUGCUACCCACCGCUGCGGGCCUGUCACCACUGCGGAGAGGCGUGCCACUGCUGCGGUGGGAAACACAAGGCCGCCGGCUGAGCCGAGCCGACGAGGGAGAAACACACGGCAUCGUGAAGAAACAACCGCCGCCGUCGCUUUUCUUUUUUCAUUCACCCCUGGAGGCGGGUGAGGUGGUCCACCCGCCACUUUGGAAGCUUUGGAGAUUUGAUUUGGCCGAGAGCAGCAGAAGCCAAUGACCGGAUCUUCUUGGGCUCUCGAGCUCACGUCAUGGAGCUCGUUACGGAAGGGAAGGUGUUUACGGAAUAAACUCGAAUCACAAAAUGAGCAAAAAAUUAUAAUAAAACAAGACAAAAACAAAUAAAUCACUUGACAUACAAAUGUCAGACUUUCAUUACAAAUAGCGCGCAACCUUUGUGAAGGAAUGUUGUCUUUUGUACAGAGAUCAAAACUAUAACAAAGAAAAAACUGGUUGUGCAUACAGAGGAUCUGCUGUAUGGGUAUGGUAAAAGGGAUAUUUUCUUGCUUUAUGCGAAUUUGCAGUAGGGUUAAAGUGGCCUUCUCUUUCGACUGGAGCAUUCGCUGACUGUGUAAUUAUUAGGCAAAAGAAAACAUGCACUAGUUAAGUGUUCUCCCUUGAAAGGCAACCCUCAUAAAUUAUGAUACAUACACUAAAAACACUUUGGGCAAGUUGAAGCAGUAGAAAGGUAGUAUGACACAGCCUUUGGUAUUAAUCGCGCUAAGGUUUAAAGUACAUCCUUCUGUAAUUAGCAAGAUUAUUUGGACCACACAGGUGCAUUCCAGCAUUGAGUGAGUGAGUCGACACAGCUGUCCACAUUUACUCCUGGUUCAGUUCCAUGUCAAGGUCAGCAAAAUAUUGAUAGACCAAUUAGUCAGGAAAUGUACAUUUCACUUUCAAAUUCAUCUCAUUUUAAUCAGAGUGAGACUUUUCAGUGUUUUACUUGUUUUCAAGCUGAAUUGCGCUCAACCAGCAAGUUUUUCUUUGAUGACAUGUCACAUUUUGGGAUUGUACCGAUCACGGUUAAAAGGGUGUCCAAAUUCUAUAAUUGAUCAAGGCACUUGUAUUCAUUUUAAAGUGGGAUACCCCUCUAUUUGAGUUGUUCCAUUUAAAUGCCCCUUAUGAAAGCACUCACUUCAAAGCUUUGGUUACAGCUUCAUGUCUACGUUUUAUCUUCCAUCCAGCAUGUAGUCUCUGUCAUAGUUUAGAGAGUUUGUGCAUUAUUUUUCUGCGUUUCUCAAUGCACCCAAAACAAUAAAAAAAAAAACACACAAAGUAAAAUUUAUUUAUAUAAUUUGAAGCUCUAUAUAAGAUUUCUCCCAACACUAAAGAUUCAUUACCUGGUUUAGGGAAGGCCUGCAGAUUCGCAAACCCAAUGACAAGCAAGUCAUCAUCAGUUAUUAUUAGGUAAAAUUACUGGGCACUGCAUUUUGGCGAUUUUUUUUUUAAAUAGCAAAGUUUUUUUUCUCUGUUGGUAAGGAAAGUUACUCAGAAUUUCUAAAGGGCCAGUACGAGGCGCUCCAUACUCCAGUUCUCUGAUCUCCCUGUGCAUUUUCCAUCAACACACUUUACUUUCUAUGCAAAUAUUUCCAUGGGAAACACUUAGAUCUCUCGCUAAAAUUCGGUAAUGUGACACUUUAAUAUUGUAGAUGUUAAUCUUGGUACCAAACUCAAAAACCUUAUGUAAAUAUGUAACACUAUAUUUAAGCAACAAUAAUAAUCCCGUUCAAAUUUUUAAAGAGAGAGUUGUAUUUAUCACUGCUGUCGGUAUAUACUAUAGCUUGAGUUGACAGCAUUAUGUACAUAGGUCACCUUUUAGUAUUAUUUCACAUUGAAAGUAGAGGGCGUACAUGAUGAAAAUGAUUGAGCUUUUACUAGAGAUUGUCUCUAGUUUUGUAUUGCAGAAAGAAGGCUAGAGAAGGUACAGUCGUGGCAGUCCACUUCUCAAAGGUUUCGUCAUAUGAAGCUGCUAGAAACAAUCACUAAUUAUGUGCUGAGAGGAAUAAAAUUCAGCUAUGGAUGACUGUUAAAACUAAAAUCGUACUUUAGAUUUGUUGAUUUUUUUUUUUUUUUGGUCUUUUCGUUAAGCACACCCAAUUUAAUGUUUCCAGGUUUUUUUUUUCUUCUUCCCGUACUGUAUUGAAUUGCAGUUUGUUUUGUUUUGUUUUUUAUGUCGCAAGCUGAACCAAGGUUUGAAGAAACCUUAAUAAAACUUGCUGGCUGAGAAGACAUGUAGAAUAGGCCACAUCCAUACAAUAGUGUAGACAGAUACUGUAAUGCUUAGUUUCAUUCUGCAUUAAGCAGCACGGUGAAGCCACAUGUAAUGUGUUGUAUUAAAUAUGCAACCUGUCUGCUUUCUUUGCUUCCUUUCCAUUCGCCGUUAACUUAGCAUUUAUCUGUCUUCAGUUUUUUUUAACCACUUGCUGCUAGUCUUUUAUUUUUGAACUCUUGGACUUUGUGUAUAACUCUGGAAUGCAUAAAAGAUGAACAUUCUUUACUGUUUAGAGAAAUGCUUAUGUAAAUCUGUCAUUUCAGUGUGAUGUAAAAGAAAAAAGAAAAAAAAAACGGCAACAGCUACAGUAUGUUCACAGCAGUUUAGUGGUUUCUUUGGAAUUCUUCGAUGCUUUGGUGCACUGACAUGUAGCUAGGCUUUCCCCCCUCUUCAUAGCGCUUGAUGAUGUAAAGUUCACGUGAUUAGUUUUUGCAGUUGUGAAGACAUUUGUGUUAUUGGUAAUUGCAGUAUAAAUGGUACUCUGAUGAUUCCACUAUGAACACUGCCUGGUUCUUUACUCUGCAUCUCUGAGUUUUAGUGCCAUCUGCUUCACCCACUGACAACCUCGAAAAAGUGCCUCACGUCCAUCACAAGUUCCAUCCAAAACUUAACCGCUCUUGCUAUGGUUGUAUUGGUUUAUACACGUCUAGGUAUUUGUAUCAUGGUUUGAAAAAUACCAAGUAUAUGAUGUAAUAUUUAUAGUUCAGUAACUCAUGUCAUAGUUGUAUUUUCUUUAUACAGAUGUAGCUUGUUAUGUUUCAUAAAUAUAUAAUGUAAAUAUGCAUACAAAUGUUUGUAACUGUUUUUAUGUUACAUCAUACACUUGUAAUUUGACAUAUAAAAUAACAUUACCAUAAUAAAAGGUGAGUUUUAA